This is a messenger RNA of Coffea eugenioides, 843 nucleotides long. Its product is annotated as protein YLS3-like. The record is from RefSeq and is a predicted model, not a curated record. The coding region runs from base 59 to 643 and encodes 194 amino acids. Lineage: Eukaryota; Viridiplantae; Streptophyta; Magnoliopsida; Gentianales; Rubiaceae. The transcript has 3 exons.
CAUCUUUCCAUGCCACCCUCUUCUUCCACCUUCUUCUCCUAAUUUCUGUCCCUCAUUAAUGGAUCCAACAUAUGUCCCUCGUUCAGUCCCAUGCAUGUUGGUAUUACUCUUGAUGUUCUUCAGCACUUUCUGUAACGCAGAUUUGAACAAGGACAGAGAAAAAUGUGCAAACCAGCUCGUAGGUUUAGCAGGUUGUCUUCCUUAUGUUGGUGGUGAUGCGAAAUCUCCUACCAUUGAUUGUUGCAGUGGACUCAAAGGUGUCCUGCAACAUAGCAGGGAAUGCUUAUGUAUCUUGGUUAAGGAUCGAAAUGAUCCUAACCUUGGUCUUAAGAUUAAUGCUACCUUAGCACUUAGCCUUCCUGACAAAUGUCAUGCACCAGCUAAUGUCUCAGACUGCCCAGCCCUGCUACACUUGGCACCUAAUUCGCCUGAUGCUAAGGUAUUUGAGGAUUUUGCAAAGAAUGGAAACGGCUCUGCAACUGCUGAAGCAGGAGGAAGUUCCAGUACUGACAAGGGAUCAACUGGAGCUGCUAUUAAGAGUGAUGGAGGAAAAGGGAUCAGGCGGUUGAGAAUUGAGAUGGUUUUAGGGCUCUUGAUCAUUGUGGUUCUUGAUAUGAUCCUACCCAAUUUUACUGUUUGUUGAUCAAUAGGAUUCCAUCAACAUACAUAGUUGCUUUCACAUUUUCUUUCCCUGUUUCCCUUUGUAUCCCCACCCCUUUUCUUUGUGCUGUCUUGGUCCAGUGUGAAAAGGCAUAUACCAAUUUUUUCAUGCCAAUAUGUAAUGGAAAUUUCUACAAUUAAAGAGGUUUGUAUGAUGAAAUCUUAUAGGUAAUCUUCAUUUGA